Messenger RNA from Coniosporium apollinis CBS 100218, 987 nucleotides. RefSeq lists its product as uncharacterized. The coding region runs from base 1 to 987 and encodes 328 amino acids. Gene Ontology annotation, molecular function: RNA 7-methylguanosine cap binding; hydrolase activity. The transcript is spliced from 2 exons. Gene Ontology annotation, biological process: deadenylation-dependent decapping of nuclear-transcribed mRNA. Gene Ontology annotation, cellular component: nucleus; P-body. Lineage: Eukaryota; Fungi; Ascomycota; Dothideomycetes. The record is from RefSeq and is a predicted model, not a curated record.
AUGGCAGACUCACAAUCGGCCUCUGAAGUCGAGGCAUUGAUCCCGCAAUUCACACUCGACAGAGUCCUCAACCAAGAUCAAGCCGGCCGCCGCAUUGUCCUCUCUGGCAGCAUUGCCUCCAAGCCCGCGAUCCUGCUUGCAGAGCGCGCCGCAUUCCCUUCCGACCAUGACCACCUCUCACGUUUCUCCACCUCCCUCUCGCACAUCAAGAACCUCGGCGCAAAUGACAUAUACCACUGGUACCUAGCGUGCACUUCCACCUCUCCUAGUUCAGACCUCGCGGCCCAGCCGCCAGACCUGAAGCUGAACCUCAUAUACCCCUGCACCGACCAGCACGUGAAAAAGUACUCCCAGCAAGGCAUACGACUCGUAACCGAGACACCCCAGAUUUACGCCUCCCAUGUGCGGCCCUACAUGCAAGCAAAGCGCGAUGAAGGCCGCCUCAACUGGGUCUUCAACAUCCUCGAAGGCCGCACCGAGCAGGAAGACGUCUUCUACCGGGAGCACGGGCCCGAGGGUUUCCUGAUCCUGCCGGAUUUGAACUGGGACCGCAAGACGCUGAGCUCGCUGCAUUUGCUUGGGCUAGUCGAGCGACGGGAUUUGUGGAGUGUGCGAGACCUGAGGAAGAAGGAUGUCACGUGGCUGAAGCAUGUGAGAGGCAAGCUGCUGGACGCCACGGUUAAGCUGUAUCCGCAGCUCGAGAGGGACCAGUUGAAGCUGUAUGUGCAUUAUCAGCCUACGUACUACCACUUUCAUGUGCAUGUUGUGCAUGUGGCGCUUGAGACGGGGGCGACGCAGGCAACGGGGAAGGCAUUGGGGUUGGAGAAUAUCAUCGGACAGCUUGAGAUGAUGGCGGAAGGGGAGAAGGGGGAAGAGGCGGGCAUGGCGGACGUUAGUCUCACGUAUCAGCUCGGUGAAGCGAGCGAGCUGUGGACGGAGGUUUUCCUGCCGCUCAAAGAGGGACGGGAUGCCCGGAUACAGCCAUGA